AUGGCCGACGCCCAGAGCAAAGCAGAGAAGCUCGCCGCGGCGCGCAAGAAGGCCGAGGAGCUCAAGAAGAAGAAGGCCGCCGGCGCAAAGGCCAAGAAGGACAAGGCACCGGCAGAAAAGAAGGAAGAUGAAGCCGCAGCCGUGGCUGAGCCUACAGAAGAGAAGCCCAAGGAGGAGGCGCAGGACGAGGAGGCUGCCCCCGUCGAACCGUCCACCCCAGCCGAGGCAGAACCCACCACAACUGCCAGCCCAUUCGCCCCUACCGAUACCGAAUCCCCCGCGCGAGCAGGUGGCGCGACGUCAGAGUCCACAGCGGAGCUCGAGGCCAAGCUGUUGGAGCUGGAGAAGGAGCUGGACGCUGUCAAGGGAGAAAGGGACGAGGCGCAAUUGACCGCGGACGCGCUAGAGAAGAAGGUCGUGUCACUCGAGCUGCUGCACAAGGAGGACGAGUCACAGAUCAACCGUCUACAAACAGACCUAGCCGAGGCCAAGAACGAGGCCGUCGACCUGAAGAACAAGCUCCAAAAGUCCGAGGCCGAGGUCCUACGGCUGAGCAAGCAGGAGAACCAGGACAGAGGCGGCACCGACAACGACCACCUGGACGAGCUGGAGGACGAGGAGCGCAAGAAGCUGGAGGCCCGGAUAAGGCAGCUGGAGUCGGAGAACUCGGACCUCCAGAGAGGCAUCUGGCAGGAGAGGCGGCGCGACAUGCAGCCGCCCAUGGACGACGGCACGGGGCACUUCACCAACGUGCCGCUGUCGCCAUCUACUGCGCGGAAGCAGGGCGGAUUCGGGGACUUCUUCACGACUGGGCUCAACGCGCUCACUGGUGGCGGCGGGCACGAGCACCAGGACGACGAUGGGUUCCUUGAUGAUGACGAGGACUUCGACGAGGACGCGUUCCGCAAGGCACAGGAGGAGACUGCCAAGGCGAGGAUUGAGAGGAUCAAGGAGGUCAAGAGGGGACUGAAGAAUUGGGAGGGAUGGAGGCUGGACCUUGUCGAGGGGAGGAGAGGUGGUGGGGAGGGCCUAGGGGAGAUAUUCGAGAUUUGA
This is a messenger RNA of Diaporthe amygdali, 1053 nucleotides long. RefSeq names its product m protein repeat protein. The coding region runs from base 1 to 1053 and encodes 350 amino acids. NCBI's taxonomy places the organism in Eukaryota, Fungi, Ascomycota, Sordariomycetes, Diaporthales, Diaporthaceae. The record is from RefSeq and is a predicted model, not a curated record. The transcript has a single exon.